AUGGAAGAGUCACCAUGCUAUCUGCUAAACCUGCCGAAUGAGCUGCAAAAGAUGAUUUUUGAUAAAAUUGAGCCGCAAUAUAAGUGAGUUUGAUUUUUCUUUUACGGGAACCAGACCUGGGAAAUUUUUACGUGACACCGUAAAACGUAAAAUAGGAAUUUUACGGUUUUAAAAAUCGUAAAAUUCGUAAAAUUUUUUUUACUCAAUCAUUUCACUGAAAAACAGCAAAAAUUUAUUCAAAAAUUGGGAGUAACUUAUUUUAACUCCAACAUGAUUUUGACAAUAAUAUUCUCCAUAUCCUUCAACAAAUUAAUUAAUUAGGAUUCAGUCAAAAUUUCUUUAAAAAUGUUGUUUUUUUUGAAGUUUCAAUUUUAUUCUGUCAAAAUUCACUAUAUUAUAAUUGUAAGUGAUUUUUUUACGAAUUAUUCUACGAUUUUUUGAGCCGUAAAACCGUAAAAUAGGAAUUUUACGGUGAAAUCCCGUAAAAACGGUAAAACGGGGAACACCCACAAAGAGAUAUUCGAGUUAAAAUUCUACUCACGACCAUACAAGGCGCCCGUUGAGUCAGACGCGAGACGACGAGAGUAUUUUGCGAAAAUAUCCCAAAAAUGAAAUUUCGCUUCGAGAUAUUUUCAAUAAAACAUGUGUUCCUUGAAACAAAAUACGGUAUUUUUUCAAAGGGACACAUAUUUUCUAAAAAAUAUCUCGAAGCGAUGUCUUUCUCUGUCUUAUUGCCCCCACGUCCAGCGGAUGUGUGUGUGUGUGCAAACACCGCGACACACUUUUGUACAGGAAGAUUUGAAGUUUCAUAUUUUCACAAUAUUUAAUCUCUAUCUUUUGUUUGGUUCAAGUUUAGCCCGGUUAAAGUCAGAGGCAUCGUGGGUGGUCUCCGUCAACCGGAAUAGCUGUCUGACCGCCUUUAACAACCUUAAAAUGAGCCAAUUUCAGGGGUAGCUUUGGAAGAUGUUCACGAAAGUGUCGUAAAAUUUGGCAAGAUUCCAAAAGUGCAUUCGAUGCAAUUUGCUGGGAGAAAACCUCGUUGCAACUUGUGCUAUCUUUGAGUGCUUCAUAUCCAUUUGUUGGAGGAAAAAUGGAAUUCAAUCUAGUAUCUAACAAAUAUAGAAUGUAAGUUUUGCCACGUCAUAGCAUGUCUUAGGCUUCACAGCGAAAUAAAAACAGUUUUUUUUCGAGAGAGAAGAGACGCGAGACGAAAAAGGGAUAUGGAAAACUCCUCUUUUUUCAAUUUACGUACCUAAAAAAAUAAAAUAAUUUUUUUUGCAGGGUCCCAAACGAUAAGCAAUUCAAAAAAUGUAAAAAUAGCUAUGAAUUGGCGCAAAAAAAGUUUGCCGCAAAACUCGAAAAAUAUCAAAAAACUGUGAAAAGUAUCACAAUCUAUGGAGAAUGUCCAAUAACUUUACGAAAAGUUCGAAAUUUUCCCGAUUUACAAUAUCUUCAUUUAUCCGGCGAUUAUUGUCAGUUUUACGGCGAACUUCUAACAAAAAUUGGAACAAAAUUGAAAUAUUUGAAGAUUUGUUCCAGUGUCGAUUAUUCGAUGUUUGAUGCAAUUUAUGAAGCUCGAGAUUUUUUGUGGAUCUAUUUCGAGCUGAAUCGUGAGCAAUUGCUCAGAUUAUCCGCAAAAGAUAUCGAAAUGCCGAUGGGGAAUUUGAAAGCCGAAGAUAUUUUUGAUUUCAUUCAAGGAUGGCUGGAUGGAACAAGAGUUCUAGAUUAUUGUAAAUGGAAUAAUAUUGAGUAUUUUGAUGCUCGAAAAUUGUUUUGGUUAUUCAAUGCUCGAUUGAAUCAUGCGGGAUAGUGAGUUACCCUAACUUUUCCAAAAGUUAUCACAAAUCACAAUUUUUUUUCCAGCAAACGAAUCAGUAUUCGAGGACCUGGUUUAAAAGCAGCAAUUCUGACUUACAAUAGCAAUUUUCGAUUGUCGUUUAAGACAAUUAAGGAUAAAAAUUUUGAUUGGAAUUAUGAUUCGGAUGGUGAAACAUAUUAUAGAGCUAGAGCUGGUUCGGGUUAUAAAUUUGCGGAAGAACUUGAUGAAUAG
Caenorhabditis angaria is the source of this 2050-nucleotide messenger RNA. NCBI's taxonomy places the organism in Eukaryota, Metazoa, Nematoda, Chromadorea, Rhabditida, Rhabditidae. The record is from the annotation of a GenBank genome assembly.